Benincasa hispida (wax gourd) is the source of this 2032-nucleotide messenger RNA. RefSeq names its product pentatricopeptide repeat-containing protein At5g15010, mitochondrial-like. Lineage: Eukaryota; Viridiplantae; Streptophyta; Magnoliopsida; Cucurbitales; Cucurbitaceae. Gene Ontology annotation, molecular function: protein binding. The record is from RefSeq and is a predicted model, not a curated record.
GCCUUAAAUUUAUAGAUUUUCCUGUUAAGCUCCUAUCCCCCGUUCAUGUUCCUCCAAACCCAAACCCUAGAAAAAGCAAAAAAUUCAGUCUCAGAAUCGCACUCGUUGUGGUGGUUGAUUCUAGUGUCUUUGUUGUAGAACCAACAUUUCACUUGUCAAAGAUUUCGUACAUUCUCAUCUGAAGUUUCAUGGGAGAGACCAACAAAAGACGACUCUCCGACCAUACCCAUCAACGGAGCAAGAAGCAUCUACCUUCAUCUUCUCCUUCUUCUGCUCGAACUCCCAUUCCUUCAAACUCACUUUCUCAAUCACACUUCCAAAAUUCCUCACCCGAACCCCAGAGACAUUCCACCCCACAUUUUGUUUCCUAUCUUGAUUUCCCCAAUUUGUCGGUUAAGAUCAAAUUAAUGUGUGAAAUCAUCGCCAAUUCCCAAUCUCUCGACGUCGAAAGAGCUUUGGAAGAGACCGGCAUUCAGGCUACUCAAGAAGAUGUUGAGGAGGUUCUGAAAUUAUCUUACAAGUUCCCAGGGUCCUCUGUCAAAUUCUUCCGUUGGUCCGGCCGGAAACUCAACGACCAACACAGCCCCUACGCUUGGAACUUGAUCAUCGACAUGUUGGGUAAGAAUUUAUAUUUCGACCCAAUGUGGGAUGCUAUGAAAUCCAUGAAGAAAGAAGGGUUGCUUUCUUUGGCCACUUUUGGUUCGGUGUUUAGUAGCUAUAUUGUUGCUAAUCGUGUUAAGGAAGCCAUUAUGGCUUUUGAGGUUAUGGAUACUUAUGGUUGUCCUCAUGAUGUUGUUGCAUUGAAUUCCCUUCUAAGUGCUAUUUGUAGAGAUGGAAACACUAAGGAUGCGGAUGAUUUUUUGCAAAUAGCUAAGCGAAAAAUUAGGCCUGACCCUGAUUCGUAUGCCAUUGUAUUAGAAGGGUGGGAAAGUGAAGGAAAUAUAGUCUGUGCUAGGAAAACCUUUGGAGAGAUGAUUGAGGAGAUUGGUUGGGAUCCCACCAAUACCCCUGCCUAUAAUUCCUUUUUGUGUGUAUUGCUGAAGGAUCCUGAUGGGCUACAUGAGGCAUUGGUAUUCUUCAAAAGAUUAAAGGAUAAGUUUUGCUAUCCAGGAUUUAAGUUUUUCAAGCUUGCCCUUGAUGAGUGCGUAAAGAAUGGCGACAUCAAAGCGGGGAAGUACCUUUGGAAUGAAAUCAUAGAGAGUAUUAAUUUUCAGCCUGAUACACAUAUGUAUAAUUCAAUGAUCGUUCUUUUUUGUCAUCAAAAUGACACUGAUACAGCAAGAAGGCUGUUAGAUGAGAUGAUAUGUUAUGGGGCAUUCCCAAAUGUGGAAACUUACAAUUUGUUAUUUCAGUUCUUAUUAAAGGGAAGAAAGUUAAGAGAUGCUUCAGCUGUUUUUGAUGAAAUGAUAAAAAAUGAGUUUGUUCCAAGCCGUGCUAAUUGUAAUGCAGCAAUCGGGAGUUACAUUGAAAGUCAAGAUCCGAAUGAGGCCUUAAAAGUAUGGAAAUGCAUGCUUAAAAACUAUGAUUCAGAUCUUGAAGAGAUCGGUAAUUUCUUGAUUGUAGGGCUCCGAGAUCAGAAGAGGUUGCCAGAAGCAGUCAAAUAUGCUCAUGAGAUGAUUGAUAGACUAAUCAUGUUGAAAAAUUCAACUUUGGCUAAACUAAAACAGAGCCUUUUUGAAGUUAAAAAGGGAUCUCUAUAUGACGAACUAAUGGUGAAGUUGAAAUGUACUGGGAAAUAAGUACUUUGGUGCUUUGUUGGUGUAGAAACGAAUUUUUGCAUGAUGAUCAUUUAGUAUGAAGGUAGGUGAAGGUAACCUGUUUUGACAAUACUCAUUAAAACCCCAAGUAAAUACUUGUUGAAUACUUACUGGUGUAGUUUUACUUAGUUUCUUUCUUGACUGGUGUAGUUUUUACUUAGUUUCUUUCUUCACUGGUGUAGUUUUUACUUAGUUUCUUUCUUGACUGGUGCGUUCUGAUAUACUCAUGUAGAUUUCUGUUGAGUCUCAGUACAUAAAGAAGAAACUAUGUAGCA